This is a messenger RNA of Zalophus californianus (California sea lion), 4185 nucleotides long. It is a transcript of the gene PHC2, whose product is annotated as polyhomeotic homolog 2. The transcript has 15 exons. Bases 740 to 3349 code for a protein of 869 amino acids. NCBI's taxonomy places the organism in Eukaryota, Metazoa, Chordata, Mammalia, Carnivora, Otariidae. Gene Ontology annotation, cellular component: PRC1 complex; nucleus. The record is from RefSeq and is a predicted model, not a curated record. Gene Ontology annotation, molecular function: zinc ion binding; protein binding.
CGGCGGGCGGCCUGACCCGGGAUCCGGGGCGCGGGGCCCACGCGGGCACCCGGCAGUCGGGCCCGCGGAGCAACCGGCCGCGACGCUCAGAGUGCCGGGACCCAGCGGCGGCGAGGGCUGCGGGGCAGCCGCGGGGCCGGCACUUGCGGCAGGCUGAGGGGGACUGACCGGAGCACCGGCGCUCGCGCGGCUUCUCGGGGGCCGAGUCCCUUCAGCGCAGAGGCCCGCGCCUCGGCAGCCCGUGGCCUGGCGCGGCCUGCGUCCGCUCGGCUCGUCCCGCAGAGUGCGUGGAGACCCGGGGGUCGGGCCUGACAGCCCGGCCGCCGGCACUUUGACCCGGAGUCAAGCAGCACCCCCCCCACCCCCCGCGUGGGACGAAAGCGAGAUUGGUGCUUGGGGGGGCACCGGCAGAGGGAAUUGGGGAUUGCCGGUGCUGGGAAGAGAGGACAAUCCCCUAAAGGAAAGCCAGGCCCCAAGAUUUGCCAGGUUUGAGAAGGAGGGAUGCCCAGGAAAGGCACUGGCCCCUUGUUUUCUGUGCUGGGUGAUGACCUGACACUCAUGGGCAAAGGUCACUGCCGGACACCUGGAUCGGGUCUGUCAUGUCCAGAGGAAGCGGCUGUUUUGCGUUCCUCAAGAGCCUUCUGGAAAAGCUACCCUUUAAAAAAGAGACAAAGAUUAUACAGCACACGCCUGCCCUUCUGCCAUCGGAGCGCCCUGACUGUGCCAUACCGCGCAGGCCAUGGAGAACGAGCUGCCAGUCCCCCAGACGUCCAGCAGCGCCGGCAGUGCCUGCUACGGCAGCAGCAGCGGUGGGAGUGGCCGGCCCUCGGGGCCCCAGAUCUCCGUGUACAGCGGCAUCCCUGACCGGCAGACCGUGCAGGUGAUUCAGCAGGCGCUGCACAGGCCGCCCAGCACAGCGGCCCAGUACCUGCAGCAGAUGUAUGCAGCCCAGCAGCAGCACCUCAUGCUACAGACGGCCGCGCUCCAGCAGCAGCACCUCAGCAGCGCCCAGCUCCAGAGCCUGGCGGCCGUGCAGCAGGCAAGCCUGGUGGCCAACAGACAAGGGAGCACAUCAGGCAGCAGUGUGUCUGCGCAGGCCCCAGCCCAGUCAUCCUCGAUCAAUCUGGCAGCCUCCCCAGCAGCAGCCCAGCUCAUCAACCGGGCGCAGAGCGUCAACUCGGCGACAGCCUCAGGCAUCGCCCAGCAGGCUGUGCUCUUGGGCAACACGUCUUCUCCGGCCCUGACUGCAAGCCAAGCACAGAUGUACCUAAGGGCACAGAUGCUCAUCUUCACGCCCACGGCCACCGUCGCUACUGUGCAGCCUGAGCUCGGCACUGGCUCCCCCGCCCGGCCCCCCACCCCCGCCCAGGUACAGAACUUGACCCUCCGAACACAGCAACAACCAACUGCAGCAGCCUCGGGCCCUACCCCCACGCAGCCUGUCCUGCCCAGCUUGGCCCUGAAACCCACGCCGGGUGGUAGCCAGCCUCUGCCUACCCCAUCACAGGGCAGAAACACCGCUCAGGGUUCCCCCGCAGGUGCCAAGCCUGGCAUAACUGACAGCGUGAUGGAGCCGCUCAGGAAAGGAGAUGCUAACAGCAGCGUACCGGGGAGCAUGGAGGGCCGGGCUGGGCUCAGCCGGAUGGCGCCCGCUGUGGCCACCCAUCCCCUCGUCGCACCAGCCUAUGCUCAGCUGCAACCGCACCAGCUCCUCUCGCAGCCGCCCUCAAAGCACCUGCAGCCCCAGUUUGUGCUCCAGCAGCAGCCCCAGCCGCCAGCACCGCCGCCACUGCCGCAGGCCCGGCCAGCGCUCCAAGCCCAGCCCCACCCCCAGCCUGCCUCGGUCCCUCCCAGCCUGACCCUGCAGCCCAGCCCCGAAGCCCACGCCAUGCCCCUAGGCCCAGUUACACCCGCCCUGCCUCUCCAGUGCCCCACGACCAGUCUGCACAAGGCUGGCGGCACCCAGCAGUGUCACCCUCCCACGCCAGACGCUGGGCCUCAUAAUGGAUACCCUGAGGGCCUGGCCCACACCCCUCAGCGCAGGUUCCAGCACGCUUCAGCUGUCAUCCUACAACUGCAGCCCGCCUCACCAGUGCCCCAGCAGUGUGCCGAGGAUGACUGGAAGGAAGCAGUACCUGGGGAGAAGAGUGUGCCCGAGACUCGGUCUGGCCCAUCACCCCACCAACAGGCCAUCAUCACUGCCAUGCCUGGAGGCCUGCCCGUCCCCAAGAGCCCUAACGUCCAGCAGCCCCCAGCUCACGAAAUGUUGAAUAGGACCCGACUGAGGACACAUGCUCUGUCUGCAGAGACAGGGCAGGGCAUUGUUCAUGCACUGACCGACCUCAGCAGCCCCGGCAUGACCUCAGGGAACGGAAAUUCUGCCUCCAGCAUCACCGGCACUGCCCCCCAGAAUGGUGAGAAUAAACCACCACAGGCCAUUGUGAAACCCCAAAUCCUGACGCAUGUUAUCGAAGGGUUUGUGAUCCAGGAGGGGGCGGAGCCUUUCCCGGUGGGACGCUCGUCCCUGCUGGUGGGGAAUCUCAAGAAGAAGUAUGCACAGGGGUUCUUGCCUGAGAAACUUCCACAGCAGGAUCAUACCACCACCACUGACUCUGAGAUGGAGGAGCCCUAUCUGCAAGAAUCCAAAGAGGAGGGUACUCCCCUCAAGCUCAAGUGUGAGCUCUGUGGCCGGGUGGACUUUGCCUACAAGUUCAAGCGUUCCAAGCGCUUCUGUUCCAUGGCGUGUGCAAAGAGGCUGCCAGGAAAUAGCAGAGGAGUUCCGUGCCCAGGAGAUCGAUGGGCAAGCCCUGCUGCUGCUCAAGGAGGACCACCUGAUGAGUGCUAUGAACAUCAAGCUGGGGCCUGCCCUGAAGAUCUAUGCUCGCAUCAGCAUGCUCAAGGACUCCUAGGGCUGGCGGGCGCAGCCAGGGUUCUGGCCCGGGGCUCCUCCUCCCGACUGAGCAGAGCCAGACAGACAUUCCUGAGGGGCCCAGAAAUGGGGCCAGUUGGAGGGAAGGGCUCUCCCUAUGGGGCGUGGCUGGUGAGGAGGUCUUGGCACCCCCUCAAUGGCUCUCAGGGGCCUUUCUCUCUGUGGGAGGGGCAGAGAGGUAGGUGGCGCAGAAGAUGGGGCUUUAUGCUUGUAAAUAUUGAUAGCACUGGCUUCCUCCAAAGUCCCAAUACUCUAGCCCCGCUCUCUUCCCCUCUCUCUGUCCCCCAUUUUCCAGGGGGUAUACGGUCAGGGCUCCCCAACCUGAGUUGGGUUACUUUCAAGGGCAGCUGUCAGGUCUGGAUAGAGGCCUUGCAAGCCCUUGCCUGCCUUUCUCCCACUUCUUUUUCUGGGCCUGGCUAACUCUUCCGUUGCCGGCUUCUCCCCCCUUCAGCCCAUUUCUGAAGCAGCCAGGGGUUCUCCCCCUUCACCCUCUGCAGGUGGAGAGAGAGAAGCUGGGCCCGGUUUGGCCACGCCUGCUGGCACAGACGCCUUAACGCUGUGUGUGUGACUGGAUGACUGUGUAGGAGCCUGGACUGGCAGGUGGGCCCAGAGCCACCCUCUGGCAUCUCCAGGUGUUCUGUAGCAAACAGCCACUUAGUGCUUUGUCCUGGACUCCACUCAGCCUCAGGAUGGGGAGUAGAACAGAAGGGCAGCCUCCGUGCAGAGAGGCGAGAUCAGAAAGCAGCGAAGAUCAGGAGUGGGCACGCUGUCUCCGAAGUCCUUCCCACACUGUGAAGUCCCCCACCCCCCGCCCAACUGCCCUGCUGUGCCACACACAGCAUUAAGGGAGCUGCUGUGGGCCGGGCCGGGCCUCCUGGCCUGCCCACCUGCCCACCCGCCCUGGGAGCCCCAGAGUGGGGGCCCAGAAAACGUCUUGAGGGCAGAGAAGAGCCGGGGUGACGUUGUCGUGAAGAAGGCAGCCUUGGGCCUCCCGCUUCCACACUUCUUUGCCUCUCGAACUUGCUAGCAGUUUGAGCUACCUGCGGAGGAGGCAGGGCAGGAAGGGCGAGGGCCUGCCUCUGACUUGCCCUGUCCUUGGAGGCUCCUGGGGGAAGAGCGGGGCUCUCCCCGGGAAGAAGGGGGGCACCUUUCUCAGCUUGUUCUAUUCCCCACUCACACCCCCAGGCAGGGUUGGAAAUGAAGGACUUUUUUAACCUUUUGUUUUUGUUUUUUUAAAAAUAAAUCUGUAAAAUCUG